UGUGACAGCUAUUGAAAUUUAAGAAUUUACCAAGCUCCUGAAAUGCCCACAUUAUCGUAUCCACAGUUCUCCAAGAUCUCCUUUAUUUCUUCCUCCUUCAUUCCACAGCCAGACACCCAUAUCUUCUCCAAGUUUUCCCUGACAGUGUCAACCUGUGCAAGCCCAGCCAUCAAGUUGCUGAAGCACGAGCUGUCCUUCCCCCAGUCUCCAUGGCCGCUAUCUCCUGAGUGGAAGAAAUUUAAUGUCUGAAUGUUGGAGUUGGCCAUGGAGUCAGGGAAGGAAGCCACAGAGGGGAUGUGCAGAAUGCAGAAAAUGAAGACAAAAUCUGUGGCCUUGUUAAAGGCAGCGAGAAGAGCGAUGGUCUGGGGCUGGGAGAUCUUAAAAUUAUAAAGAAGAACCUCCCUUGUCACACAAGGACCAGCAGCCAGCAAUGCAGAGUAGU
Messenger RNA from Moneuplotes crassus, 442 nucleotides. The record is from the annotation of a GenBank genome assembly. NCBI's taxonomy places the organism in Eukaryota, Ciliophora, Spirotrichea, Euplotida, Euplotidae.